AGUUGGUUAGCGAUUGUAAUCCACGCCAGACUGAUUUAGUCGUUAGCGGUAAAUUGUUUUUCCAUCUUAUCUGAAUAGUUUCUCUUUGCAAUGUUAAUUUCUUUAGUCUUUUUGGUUUCUAGCUCGAGCAUACAGGGCUCUAUCCCCACUUCGAUAGGCGUCCUCUGUAGUCUGGCGAAGUUGCUAAAGUUUGGCAGUGAACCACGGCUUGUUGUUGUUUAACAUGCGUAAUGUCUUUGUUGGCACACACACAUCUUCACAGAAACUGAUAUAGGAUGUGACAGUCUGUAUUUUCAUCUAGGCUGCCAGUUGAAGUUUCAAAGACAUUCAUUGAUUGCUUCAUUGGUCCACUUCUUCACUGUUUUCACCACAGGCUUCGCACAUUUAAGUUUUUGCCUGUAUGUUGGUAUUAAGUGAGUUAAGCAGUUAUCAGACGAACCCAGAGUUGCACGGGGAUAGUAUGGUUUGCGUCAUUUACCGUGGUAUAACAGUGGUCGAGAGUGUUAUUUUCCCUUGUAGGACAGUCGAUGCGCUACUUGUAUUAAGGAGUUAGUGGUUGAGUUUAGCUUUGUUAAUGUCCCCAAGAAUAAUGAGCGGUGAAUCUGGGUGGUUUUUUUUUUCAAGUUCGUUUACUUGUUCAGUGAGUGUUAGCAGUGUGGCGUUCGUAAUAGCCUGGGGAGGAAUGUAGACACCGGCGAGUAUGAAUGAUGCGAACUCACGAGGCGAGUAGAAUGGCUUACAUUUCAAAAACAGCGACUCUAAAUGUGGGUUGCAGAUAAUUCCAAUUAUUCUGGCAAAAUAGUUACUUCACUGUACAGACGGUCUUCAGUUUACAAAGCAGUUUCGGAACUGUGACACGGUCGUAACUUGAUGUGUAAGUCUCUAUCACUAAACUAUGCGAAUGCACUACUUGAGUCUAGGGGUGUCCUGAUCUGAUCUUUGAGAUCAGAAAUUGGUCCAAUGUCAGCAGAAAAACAAGGAUCGGACAGAAUCUAAAAUCUCUGAUUUUACCACUCUUAAACAAGCAGUCGGAUGGCAUGCAGAGCCCACGUGGUCACAACAACAGGUUUUGUUAAGAUGCUAACAUAGCAGCGAGGCGUAAGAGUUGAUUUUGCUUGUUUAACUCAUUUAUUGUCGAACAAGUAUUAAUACGUAGUUUCGAACCCAUCUAUUGAGUAACGAAAACAUAUUAAUACAUAGUUUGCGUUUUUUCAUGGGAAGUCGAAGAGGAGGCUCUAACCACAGCUCCACAGGGAAGCGAGAACUUUGGAAGAAUUUUACUCAGGCAAAACCACCAGCAGAGGGCAGUGAUGCACCAUUUUAGAUUUGGCAAACAGCCCUCAAGAGCCUGAAAGGUACUGUUUGCCGGCUAAAAAAUAGCGGCACAGACAGGCUAGAAGUCGGACGUGCUGAAUUAUUUUUACACUCAAAGAGACAAAGUAUAUGUACAGUAUUUGCAGAAUAUGUAUUGUGGUAGUUAGCACAAUUGUAUGUUUGUGUCAGAAAUGUGUUAUAACUGAGAUCUUGUAUGAGGAUCACGGUCGCCAUGUCAACAGCCAGGAAACAACACGUCAUGACUGACAUGAUUUCCGGAAGUGUGUUGGACCAGGCUCUGGAAAGCCUCUUACAUCGCCUGCGAGGCUUGUGCGACAACAUGGAACCCGCCACCUUUACAGACCAUGAGCUGGUAUACCUGCUGAAAGGCCAACAAGGUAACCCUUUCAUCUUGCGUGCCCGCCGCUCGCUCUCGCAGCCCACAGCCCCGUGGCACCUGCGCUACCUGGGCCAGCCGGAGGUGGGGGACAAGAGCCGCCAUGCCCUGGUGCGCAACUGCGUGGAUGUGGCCGCCUCGCACAGCUUACCCGAGUUCCUCAACGAGAUGGGCUUUCGCAUGGACCACGAGUUCGUGGCCAACGGGCACAUUUUCCGAAAAGGCGCCAUGAAAGUGGUGGUCAGCAAGCUGUCGCGAAUCCUGGUCCCGGGCAACACGGACAACACGGAGCGUCUGUCGCUGUCUUACUUGGUGGAGCUGAGCGUGUUGGCGCCUGCCGGCCAGGACACCGUGUCUGAAGACAUGCGCAGUUUUGCUGAGCAGCUCAAACCUCUGGUUCACCUGGAGAAGAUUGACCCCAGCAAACAGAGACAUUGAACAACCCCCCUUCUCCCAUGGACGUGAAUAUUGACCCGAGCAAACAGAGACAUUGAAGGACCCCUCCAGUACUCAGGGAGAUGUUAGAGCUCUUGUUUAUUUUUACACAGUAUCGCCAUGUUACGUGAAAUGAAAUACAGCUCAGCUUUGACUUAAACGCUUCUUGUCUUUUUGCUUUAUUUAGGGAGCUUUCAUCCACUUACUUCAAAUGAUGGAUGUUUUGCUGCAAUUUUACUGAAGUGGCUUUGCUCACAAAUACAAUCCGUCAUCUUGUGCACACGUGUAAUGUAGCACUCAUAUAGGAGAACUUUCUAACAAUUUAUCGAUGGCAGUUUGUAGUUCUCUCAAAGGUAGUUUUUUUCCCAACCUUGAUUGAGCCAUCAUACUCAUUUUGAAUAAUAAAACAUUCACGGCACACCACCACACAAAAAUACUAAAAUAAUGUUGCCCUUGUCUAAAUUUACGCCCAAAUGCACUUACUCAGUGUGAUAUGUGGGUCUGUUUGAUUGAACACAAAGCUAAUAUACCAAACUUGCAGGAAGCCAUGAUUGAUUCUGUUUUAUGAAUGGCAACAGGUGGAUAGAUACACAAGUUUAUUGUACCUUCUGCCAUCUAAUGGCAUUUUACUGUCCUGCAUGUCACUAUGUAUUGCUGGCAUAUAUUAAAGAUUUUUGGUCAUUCUCUU
Phyllopteryx taeniolatus (common seadragon) is the source of this 2834-nucleotide messenger RNA. It is a transcript of the gene med18, whose product is annotated as mediator of RNA polymerase II transcription, subunit 18 homolog (yeast). Bases 1529 to 2149 code for a protein of 206 amino acids. The record is from RefSeq and is a predicted model, not a curated record. Gene Ontology annotation, biological process: regulation of transcription by RNA polymerase II; termination of RNA polymerase II transcription. Gene Ontology annotation, molecular function: transcription coregulator activity. Lineage: Eukaryota; Metazoa; Chordata; Actinopteri; Syngnathiformes; Syngnathidae. Gene Ontology annotation, cellular component: core mediator complex; mediator complex. The transcript is spliced from 2 exons.